This is a messenger RNA of Suhomyces tanzawaensis NRRL Y-17324, 519 nucleotides long. RefSeq lists its product as uncharacterized. The record is from RefSeq and is a predicted model, not a curated record. The transcript has a single exon. Bases 1 to 519 code for a protein of 172 amino acids. NCBI's taxonomy places the organism in Eukaryota, Fungi, Ascomycota, Pichiomycetes, Serinales, Debaryomycetaceae.
AUGUGGAUAGAAACCUCUACUGGCAACCGCAUCGCCAAAGACGCUGCCAUCUCUGGCCCCGACAACAUCGUCAUCUCUGGCAACUGCACCAUCCAUCCUGGGGCCUCGCUCCAUGGCGAUGUCACCCUCCUUACACCUUCUACUGGCCCCACUAUCCUGAUAGGCAAAUACUCCCACCUCAACUCCAACUGCCAAAUCAUUCCUCCUGUGCUCCAGGACGACAAGCACGGACCCGUCGCCAUUGGCGCCUACUGCAUCGUGGGCCACGACACGGUGGUUCGCCUGGCCACUAUAGGCAACCGAGUCAUCAUUGAAGACGGAUGCGAUCUCCAGAAUCUCUCCAUAAUCUACGACUGCUGUGUGAUCCGCAAAGGCACAGUGGUACCGCCCAAAAUGGUGAUUCCUCCUUUCAGCGAGGUGCUGGGAGUCCCAGGUACGGAUUUCAAGGUGGGGGAAUUGAGCAAUGCCUAUAAAAAGUUGAUCGAGACCGAGGCCAAGGAGCUCCAGCUCCAGACGUAG